CUUUCCAUCUUUUUUUUUUUUCUUAUUUAUUCUUAUCUCUCCCUCUCUCUCUUCUCUGUUUAUAUUUACAAAUGGCUGAAAAAGUAUACGUGAUUGGUGCUACUGGCAACAUUGGUCAAAAAGCUGUACAGAAUCUACUUGCUAAAGGAGUGGCCACUACCAUCUAUGUACGUGAUGUUGAAAAAAGUAAAAACCUCUUCAAGGAAAACAAACUAUUGACAAUAGUGCAAGGGGAUUACGAUAAUUUGCAAAAGUUCAAGGAAACCAUUGGUGGACAUACGCGUUUGUUCUAUCUCAUUACUGAUCUUCCUCGUAUGCCAGUUCUUAAGGAACAACUAGCCAGUUGGGCCUAUGAAGCUGGUGUCAAGCAAAUCGUGGAUAUUUCCUCCCGUUUCACUCAAUUCCCAUGGCGUACUUCUUUUAUUGGUGAAGCACAUCGUCUGGCUGAAGAAAAAGUGUAUCAUCUGGCUCUCAAGCAUAACCGCAACUUUGUCGCUCUUCGUCCUUCUCGAUUCUUCAUCAAUCACCUUUGGGUAGAUGGUCCUACGAUCAAGGAAGAAAAUGCCAUUUAUGAUAGCAACGAGAAUGAUGCCAAAAUCGAAUGGAUUUCAACUGAUGAUAUCGCGGAUGUGGCCACUUUGGUAUUGACCGAUCCUGUUGAAAAACAUGGUAACAUGGCUUAUCCUUUGAUUGGUGAUAGUGUUACUGGUCCUGAUCGUGCCGCUAUCUUUACCGAAGCUCUUGGACGUACUAUUACUUACAAGAAAGUGUCAGCUACCGAAAAAUACAAUGGAAUGAUCAAGAAUAACAUUCCUCAUGGUAUCGCUUUAGAUAUUGCUGUGGUUGAUACUUUUGAUCCUCCUACAAAGAUUGUCCCUGUCCUUCUUGGUCGUCCCUAUGAAACUUUGAAAGAAUGGGUCUUCAAGAAUAAGGAUGCAUUCUAGAUCAUUAGAAUAGUUUAUGUAGUUGUCUAUAAUAAAUUUUGUUGGGUUUGAAAUCUGCUA
This is a messenger RNA of Halteromyces radiatus, 1004 nucleotides long. RefSeq lists its product as uncharacterized. The record is from RefSeq and is a predicted model, not a curated record. The coding region runs from base 72 to 944 and encodes 290 amino acids. The transcript has a single exon. NCBI's taxonomy places the organism in Eukaryota, Fungi, Mucoromycota, Mucoromycetes, Mucorales, Cunninghamellaceae.